AUGUUCCAUGUCGAACGCAGCAAUAUCCAGUCGAUAAGGGCAUCAGUACUACCGCGAAGGAGGCGAAACAACUACAACAACGGAGGCAUCAUUGCGUCACUCCUGCCGUACAUCCCGUGGAGAGAAGACGCCAGCAUCGUCGCGGUCGAUGCGGUGGGACGCAGGUUCACUUCAAGAGGUGUCUCAUUGGGUAACAUCAACCGCAGCGUCAAGUUGGAUGAUGCGUUGGAGCAAAUUUUAUGCUUUACCCCGCUGCUGGAGGCGUUUGAAGAGUUUUGCCAGAAGGCCCUCUGCAUCGAGUCACUCAUGUUCUUGAAGGCGGUUAUGGGAUUCAGGGGUUCCGUUCAUGCAUCGACCGCCAGUGACGACGGCAAUUUCACACUGUUGACGGAUAUCGUCCAAAAGUACGUCCAGAGCGGGUCUCCGUUUGAGGUCAACAUCGACAGCAAGACCAAGAGCAAUAUUCUGGUAAAGAUCACAAGGGAAACCUUCAUGCGACUUCCUCAGGUGAUGGGUGUACGCGAACUCUAG
Messenger RNA from Ectocarpus sp. CCAP 1310/34, 531 nucleotides. The record is from the annotation of a GenBank genome assembly. Lineage: Eukaryota; Phaeophyceae; Ectocarpales; Ectocarpaceae.